Molecule: messenger RNA, 1420 nt
Organism: Megalops cyprinoides (Indo-Pacific tarpon)
Lineage: Eukaryota; Metazoa; Chordata; Actinopteri; Elopiformes; Megalopidae
Gene: trdmt1
Product: tRNA aspartic acid methyltransferase 1
Exons: 11
Coding region: 42-1202 (386 amino acids)
Molecular function (GO): methyltransferase activity
Source: RefSeq, a predicted model, not a curated record
GCAGCGCUGGGUACACGUGUUCGUGUUUACGUCUGCCAAACAUGGAAAAACUUCGAGUUUUAGAGCUCUACAGCGGCAUUGGAGGGAUGCAUUACGCUUUAAAAGAGAGCGGGGUCUCCGCUGAGGUCGUGGCCGCUGUAGAUGUCAACACCACAGCCAACGAGAUCUACAGGCACAACUUCCCGGGCACGCCCCUGUGGCCGAAGACCAUUGAGGGACUGACGCUUAAUGAUUUCAACAAGCUGGGGUUUGACAUGAUUUUAAUGAGUCCACCGUGCCAGCCCUUCACAAGAAUUGGAUUGCAAGGCGAUGUUUCUGAUCCCAGAACAAAGAGCUUUCUCUACAUCCUCGAUGUCCUGCCAAGGCUGAAUAAGUUGCCACGGUUUAUCCUGCUGGAGAAUGUGAAGGGCUUUGAGACCUCUUCCGCCAGGGAUUCUCUUGUGCAGACCCUGAAGGACUGUGGGUACAGCUAUCAGGAGUUCCUGCUGUCUCCAACAUGUCUGGGGAUUCCGAACUCGAGGCUGCGCUACUUUCUCAUCGCCAGGGCAACACCGGGAUCCUUCUCGUUUCGGACGGCACCAGGGCUGAUCCUGGAGUCCUUCCCAAAUUCUGCUGCUAACGGUAACACUCCAGACCACGCUCCCAUCCCAGACGGCUGUCCCCCUACCAGCAGCGAGGAGGCGGAGUCUGGGCGUGUCCUGUACAAGAUGGAGACUCCUCGCGAGCUGGAGAGGAAGCAGUCGCAAGACGCUGACCAAUCCAUCAGGAGGAUCCAGGAGUUCCUGGAGGAGGAGGGCGGGACUGGGAUGGACAUGGAGCGGUACCUCCUGCCCCCGAAGACCCUCCUCCGCUACGCCCUGCUCAUGGACAUCGUCCGGCCCACCUGCCGGAGAUCUGUCUGCUUCACCAAGGGGUACGGACACUAUGUAGAGGGGACAGGUUCUGUUCUUCAGUCCAGUAUGGAAACAGAGUUGGAGACGGCGUUUGCGUCCCUGGACUCAUUGUCAGAGGAGGAGAAGCUGAGCCGGCUGUCAAAGCUCCGGCUGCGAUAUUUCACUCCCCAGGAGAUUGCCAACCUGAUGGGCUUCCCUGCACAGUUCUGCUUUCCUGAGAACACCUCUAUCAAACAGCAGUAUCGGGUCCUGGGAAACAGCCUGAACGUUCACGUCGUGGCCAGACUCAUACAGCUGAUGGUGGCAUAACCGAAAGGGGGACAUCUUAUUUCAGACAGUGGGCAGAGCUUCCUGCAGCAGUGAAUUGAUUCUUUCAGGGUGCUAACUGCUAAAAAUGACAGGAGAAGAGGAAGACAAAGUGACUCAUGUUUACCCAUAAUACUGUGUGGCUCAGUUACCAGGUUAAUUCCACUUCCUGUUUUGAAAAGACUGAUCAUGCAUUUCGCUCUGCAGUUUGUGUUAUGCCC